This is a messenger RNA of Cajanus cajan (pigeon pea), 923 nucleotides long. NCBI's taxonomy places the organism in Eukaryota, Viridiplantae, Streptophyta, Magnoliopsida, Fabales, Fabaceae. The record is from RefSeq and is a predicted model, not a curated record.
AUUUAACUUAUUUAGCUUACAAAACGCAUUGCCAGGAAUUUAUGAAUAUGCAGCAACCAAGAAACCUCUUUACAUACUUCUCUAGAAUCGUGCAGCUGAGAACGGCGGAGGGGGUGCUGCGCCUCGGCGGCGGAGCGGCGGUCACCAGGUGGUCGCCUGCUGGGGGAGCAGCUCUGUUCGCGACGGUAACGGCCGACAGAUUGGGGACCAAAAACGAUUUUGGAAAGAGGAAGAUUAGUUUGUGCAGUACACGUUCAGAAGCAACAGAGAAGAAGAAGAGUUUGACAGAUAAGAAAUGUGUACCAUGCAAUCUGAAGGAGUUGCGGCCCAUGAGUGAGGGUGCAGCACACACUCUAAUGCCACAGGUUGCUGAGUGGAAUUUGGUAAACGAUGAUGGUGUCAUGAAGCUGAGGCGGUCAUGGACAGUGAAGACUUUCACCAAAGGAUUGGAAUUUUUCAGGGUAGUAGCUGUUCUUGCUGAAAGUGAAGGUCAUCAUCCUGAUCUUCACCUUGUUGGCUGGAAUAAUGUUACUAUUGAGAUUUGGACUCAUGCUGUUGGUGGGCUGACAGAAAACGACUUCAUACUUGCUGCUAAGAUUGAUAAGCUCGAUGUUCUUAACCUACUGAGACGGAAGCCUACAGACUGAGUCAACAAUGUUAAGGAGUAUUAGCAAGAACUAUUACAUGUCUAUUUGCAGUAAUAUUUUGUUUUAAGAAUUAGGACAUGGAGCAUAUCACAGCAUCGAGUUCUUUUUUUCACUUUUCAGGGUAUUAAUACAUUUUCAUUUCUAUAUUUGCCUGAAACUAAGUAUAGAAUAUCUGGAAUGAUCCUUUUCACCUAAAAGCCUGUUAAUGCUUGUGAUCACACUUCGCGUAUUUGAGAUACAAAAGCUAUAAUAAAUUCUUUUUAAGAAUAAAGUAAA